Messenger RNA from Maudiozyma barnettii, 3078 nucleotides. It is a transcript of the gene GPI13, whose product is annotated as mannose-ethanolamine phosphotransferase GPI13. Gene Ontology annotation, molecular function: mannose-ethanolamine phosphotransferase activity. The record is from RefSeq and is a predicted model, not a curated record. The coding region runs from base 1 to 3078 and encodes 1025 amino acids. Gene Ontology annotation, biological process: GPI anchor biosynthetic process. The transcript has a single exon. Gene Ontology annotation, cellular component: endoplasmic reticulum membrane. NCBI's taxonomy places the organism in Eukaryota, Fungi, Ascomycota, Saccharomycetes, Saccharomycetales, Saccharomycetaceae.
AUGGACGAGAAGAGUAUCAAAAGUGAAAUACUCAGCACAUCUUCUGAUGAAAGGAGGAUAUAUAAAUCAAGAAUUCAAAAGUUUAAAAAGUCACAUUUCCAUUAUGUUGUAUUAUUGUCUUCUAUUGCUGCAUUACAGUUUAUAGCAAUUGCAUUUUUUACAAGAGGAUUCUUAUUGACACGACAUGUUUUAAAUGACUUAACGCCACCUUUUAAUAAUACGCAUACACCUUACGAAGCAGAAUUCAACAAAGCUGUCAUAUUAAUAGUCGAUGCAUUGAGGUUUGAUUUUGUCAUACCAGUCGAAUCUGAUACUGCUAACCAAUACUAUCACAAUAACUUCCCUGUUCUUUAUGAUCAUUUUGUCCAAAGCAAUGGCGGAACUUCUAGCGAUUCCUCUAUUUUGUUGAAAUUUAUUGCAGAUCCACCUACCACUACUUUACAGAGGUUGAAAGGGUUAACGACUGGCUCCUUACCUACUUUUAUAGAUGCUGGCUCAAAUUUCAAUGGUAAUGUUAUAGAAGAAGAUAACCUCAUCAAACAGUUUUAUGAAAAUGGCAAAGAGGUACUCUUUGUGGGAGAUGAUACAUGGGAUGCCCUUUUCCAUCCAUUUCUGUCUAAUAACAGUGAGCCGUUUGAAUCAUUAAACGUAUGGGAUUUAGAUACUGUAGACAAUGGUGUUAUUAAUUUCUUCCGUGAUAAUCUAAUUAAUAGAAAUGAGAAAUCACACAAAUGGGAUGUCCUAAUAGGACAUAUGUUAGGGGUAGAUCAUGUUGGACACAAAUAUGGUCCAAACCAUUUCACAAUGAAAGAUAAGCAAAUCCAAGUUACCUCCUUUAUCAAUGAAAUUAUUUCAUCUUUGGAUGAUGAUACACUAUUAGUUGUCAUGGGUGACCAUGGGAUGGAUCAUACCGGUAACCACGGUGGUGAUUCAAUUGAUGAAUUAGAAAGUACAUUAUUUCUUUAUUCUAAAAGACCCAAUGCUUUUAGUGAAUCUAUCAAUGUUGAUGACUACUCUGUUACUAACAUGGGUAAAACAUAUAAACAAGUAAACCAAGUAGAUAUUGUUCCCACACUGUCGUAUUUACUCGGAACUCCAAUACCAUUCAACAGCUUGGGUUGGCCAAUUGAGGAGAUCUUUAAUUCAGAAAAUGGUAAACGUUCAAUGAUGAGAGCUGUCCUAGAGCAAUUAGAUACAUAUAAAGAUAAAAUGGGUAUUGACCUUGAAGAUGGUUUUGAAUUCGAUGGAACUAAAGAACAUACUACGGAACAGAUCUUGAACCGGGCAUACCUAUCUGGUGAUUUUGAGUUAGCUCAAAAGUACCAAACUAAAUUCCUAGAAAUCUGUAAAAAUUUGUGGGCCAGGUUCGAUUACCACAGUAUUGCAACGGGUGUAACAUUAAUGACAAUAUCUACGGUAUUAUUAUUAUCUGUGGCAAAGGUCAUACCUUCUAUUGUAAUAGAUCAAAUGGUACCGGAAUUCACACCUUGGAUUAUAAUAAUGACAUUGGUCUCAACAGCAUGUUUCCAUGGUAUAUAUUUUGUAUACCAUCAACCACCAUUUUUGAACAGUAUACUUUGGUCAACACUUUUUGGUGCAGCUAUUGGAAUUAUUAUUGGUUGUUGUAUUCCUAUAUUUGAUCGUUACAGUUUAGGUUGGAUUUUUAUUAGGUUUUUCCAAGAUCUAAUUGCUGAUUAUUGGACAUGUAUUGGAACCUUAGUAGUAUUAAUGCACGCAUUACUCUUUACUUCAAAUUCUUUUACAAUUUGGGAAGAUAAGAUUGUUUCAUAUUUACUUACAACAUUUGGUAUGCUAACUUUUUAUGAAUUUGUAUUUUUGCCAAAGAGACAAUCGACUACAGCUUUGUUGACUGCUAAGAUAAGUGAAAACGAGGGUACAACUUCUGGGGUGAGCUCGUCAGUUGCAAAUUCAAAUUCGUUACCCCUUUCUAGAUUUGCUAGAUUAUUAGGUGGCUAUCAUUCAUUGGUUUUACUUCUAUGCACAAGACUUGCAUCUUUAAUUACCAUUUGUCGUGGCGAACAAGGCGAAUAUUGUACACCAACAUUUACUAACAUUACCAAUUACUCAAAUUGGUGCAUGAUUCUUUGCUUUUUGAUCAUAUUUUUAAUACCUGCUUGCAUUAAAGGUUAUUACAACCUGACGUCAUCAUAUCAGGCCGCUGCGCCAAUUUGGAUAGAUAUAUUCCUAAAAGGUAUUUUGUUUAUUAAUUUCAUUUACUGGGGGUUGACAGCUGCUGAGAAUACUGUUAGUGACUUGGAUUAUGAUUUUACUAUAAUUAAAUUUACUAUUGCAAGAAUUAUAGCAGGGUUCACGCUGAUUGCUGUGAAUGCUGGCUGGUUGAUGGGUCCACUGUGUAUUAAAUUGAAUGUACACAACACUGAUGUAAAGUCACAUCAAGCUACAAUAUUAGGAUAUACUAAUAUAUAUGGUUCAGAAUAUUUCUUAUUGGUGAUCAACACUUUGAUGGCCUUAAUGUUAUAUAAUAAACCAUUAGCUCAAGUUUCAAUUUUCCUAAUGUGUAACCAACUGUUAUCGAUCUUAGAGAUCAUUGAUUUAUUAAAAUUGAAAGAAAACAUUAUUGGCCCUAUUAUAUUAGGACUGUUAUCGUAUCAACAAUUUUUCUCAACCGGCCAUCAGGCUACAAUUCCAUCAGUUCAAUGGGAUGUUGGCUUUAUCCUAACCGAUACUAUCACUUUCCCCUUCACCCAUAUUGCGAUAUUGUAUAAUACAUUCGGACCUCACAUCUUAGUAGCACUUUCCGUUGCCCUAUUAACACUAUGGAACCAACCACCAGACGUGUUGAAACCUCAAACGUUAUUAGGUAGAAUAGUCUCGAACAGUGGUAUUCUGCUAGCAUACCAUUCUAUAUUAUGCUUAAGUUCCUUUAUCUGGGUAACACAUUUCCGUAGACAUCUGAUGGUUUGGAAAAUAUUUUGUCCAAGGUUUUUGUUUGCAGCUUUAUCUUUAAUUGUGACACAAGUAGUAGUAACCUUUGGUACUGUUGCUUUUGCUAGCAGUAGAUUGAUAACGCAUAUUAAUAACAUAUUUUGGGGUUAA